Messenger RNA from Acanthoscelides obtectus, 489 nucleotides. The record is from the annotation of a GenBank genome assembly. NCBI's taxonomy places the organism in Eukaryota, Metazoa, Arthropoda, Insecta, Coleoptera, Chrysomelidae.
AGUGUAUUUGGUAAAGUGUAGUUCAAAAAUAUGGCCAGAGUAAUUACAUUGAAUUUGCAAAUAAAAGAAUUGAUUAUUUUAAAAUAUCGCCCAGGCAUUAAACAAGCAUCCAUAUCCCAACAGCUGAAUUUAAGCCGAUCGGUAAUUUGCAAAACUAUUAAGCUGUUCCGCCUCAGAAAAUCGUUGAUCACAAUAUUAAUGUCAUUAAGUGGCCAGCUCAGAGUCCAGACCUUAACUCCAUAGAGAAUCUAUUAGUUGAUAAAAAAAUUCGGACUGAACAUCCAGAAAAGUUCAAAAAUAGUGCCGAACUAUUUGAAACAAUCGAAGUCGCCUGGAAUUCUAUUCCAAGAGAAACAAUAGCCUAAUUGGUUCUAUGAGAAAAAGAUGUCUAGUAGGUUAUCAAAAAUGAAGGUUAUGCAACCAGGUAUUGUAUACGACAAUUGCUUUGUAUAUUAUGUUUCUCUAUUUUUGCUCGCUGUAUUUUCUAAU